Molecule: messenger RNA, 1099 nt
Organism: Coccidioides posadasii C735 delta SOWgp
Lineage: Eukaryota; Fungi; Ascomycota; Eurotiomycetes; Onygenales; Onygenaceae
Source: RefSeq, a predicted model, not a curated record
AUGAGUGUCACCACAGCAUCAAGAAUGCGAUAUAGGCUUAGAAGAAGACAAGCACCUCCUCCACCACUAUCUCUUGCACCAGAAGAGGACGAGAGUGACGAUAGUGACGAUAGUGACGAUAGUGAUGACAGUGAGGAUGGAAUUGAGAGUGAUAGUGAUGACAGCGACGAUGAGAGCUCCAUGGAGCUUCUGUCGCCGACAUCUACCGUCCCACCGGAAGCCGCGUCACUAAUAUCAACAACAUUGCGCCAGAGCACAUUAUCCAGAAGCUGUUCGACAAAUACGAGCGGGACGUGCCAAGCUGGAACAGUUCUCAUCACUUUGCCUGACUCGACAAUCACGGCCAUAGUAACUGGUACAGAGUCAACAGCACUCUUUGUCCGUCCAGUCGAGGAGAUAACGGCUACGCCUACCCCAUCGCGAGGAGAAUUAGGCGCGGAGAGGACUGCGUCAACAAACAGUCAGAGCAGACCGAGUCAAACAGCAGCUCCUGAUACCGAGCCGAUGGGCAACAUGGGGGCAUCGCAGGCAUUUUCUCCUGCUUUAAUUGGAUCGCUAGUCGCAACUGGGCUUAUUGGUGUCGUCACCGUCAGCCUGAUCUUACUAAAACGAAGAAAUAGAGUCCGCAUCAGCCCGCCGUCUCAAGACUUCCCCGAUAGUACACCACCACCAGUAACGCAGGUGGAUACAGGAAUACCUCCCGGACGGGAUGCUGAGAACCCCUUCCGGGAUCCCCCCACAGCACCAGCCCGGACAUAUUUUAUGUGAUAGGCUAAUGCGCUAGUGAAGAUUGGCAAUAAUGGGUCGAAUAGGAGAAGAUCCUGCGCACUUUAAUCUCUGCUGGCCCGAUGGGUCUAAACUCGGAUACCCUGCUAGAUCAGGGUAUUGGUGGAUCAUUUUAUACAUAGACUUCCCUCUCUAAAAUCAAUUCAGCGUGGAUACAUAUUCUUGGCCAGCAGCAGAAUAAAGCUGUCUGAGGUUCACACUGAAUAUGUGGCCACCGAAAGACCGGAACUUUCCACGUUCUAUAGGAGCAUUGAAUGAAUUUGGCGACUCACUAAUGAUUUCUUUAUGGUUCUUGGGAUAUGUACAUAUUUAU